AUGACGUUUUGUGCACGGGCGGGAGUGUCCGUCCACACCGGUCAAGGACCAACCUGCCUAGGCACAUUUGUGUGCGACCGACAACCUACCACUCAAGCUAGCAUAAACCUACUUGUUCGAGGCAAGGGGAAGGAGCUAAGCCAAGGCGACAAGCAGCAACGGGCCGAUGCUUCGCGUCAGUGA
Molecule: messenger RNA, 183 nt
Organism: Pyricularia oryzae 70-15
Lineage: Eukaryota; Fungi; Ascomycota; Sordariomycetes; Magnaporthales; Pyriculariaceae
Exons: 2
Coding region: 1-183 (60 amino acids)
Source: RefSeq, a predicted model, not a curated record